ACCCCCAACACAAGCCUUUCCUCUCCUAGUCCCCGGGACGGUGUCAGCCCUGAACAUAGCCCAGGCUGGGAGAGUGGGGGGCUUACACCCUUGGGUGACUUAAUGUGCCCACUGGCCCACCCUGCCCAAGACCUACCACUUCUGCUCUCUCAGCUCUCCCUGGAUCCAUCGGGUCCCGAGUGGGAUUGCCCACUGGGUUCCAAGGACCUGGAGGAAGAGGGCCCCUGGGGAGGGGGCUCUGGCCUGCCGCCCACAGGCUGCUUCCCUGGCUCCUGGCGCCAGGACGUGGGCCUGGACUGCAAGGGAUCCCCCGAGGGGGCCGAGGCCCGGGCUUGGACUGUCUACUACUACAGCCUCCUGCAGAGCUGUCUGCAGCAAGCUGGCCUUCCGGAGACCCAGGACCGCAGCCAGGUGCCCCGCACAGGCUGUCCUGGGGCGGAGGUGACCUUGUGCGUUCUGGGCUCCCCCAGCACCUUUCUGCCUGUGCUGCUGGAGGGUGGGGUCCAGAGCCCGGGAAACAUGCUCCUUUGCCUGUCCCCUGCUUGGCUGAUGAAGGUGCCAGCACCCGGGCAGCCGGGUGAGGCAGCCCUGCUAGUCUCCAAGGCUGUGAGCUUCCACCCUGGGGGCCUGACAUUCCUGGAUGACUUUGUCCCCCCGCGCCGUGCCACCUACUUUUUGGCAGGCCUGGGCCUGGGGCCUGGCCGGGGCCGAGAGGCAGCAGAACUCGCCCGUGACCUGACCUGCCCCACAGGAGCUUCGGCUGAGCUGGCCCGGCUGCUGGAAGACCGGCUGCUGACAAGGCAGUUGCUGGCCCAGCAGGGUGGUGUGGCUGUGCCAGCAACCCUGGCUUUCACCUACAAGCCGCCGGGGCUGCUGCGGGGAGGGGAUGCCAGCCUAGGGCUACGGCUGGUGGAGCUGAGUGGCAAAGAGGGCCAGGAGACGCUGGUGAAAGAGGAAGUGGAGACUUUUCUGUGCUCCGAGGCCCUGGGUGAUAUCCUGCAGGUGGCUGUGAAGCUCAGUGGCUGGCGCUGGCGGGGGCGGCAGGCAUGGCGUCUGCACCCGCGGGCAGAGCUGGGUGCAGUGGUGGACACAGUGCUGGCGCUGCUGGAGAAGCUGGAGGAGGAGGAGAGUGUCCUGGUGGAGGCUGUGUACCCACCUGCCCAGCUGCCCUGCUCAGAUGGUCCUUCACCCGGCCCCGGCCUGGCCGUGCGAAUCUGUGCUGUGGUGUGUCGGACACAGGGUGAUAGGCCACUGCUGAGCAAGGUGGUGUGCGGCGUGGGCCGCGGGGACCGCCCCCUACGGCACCACAACUCCCUGCCGAGGACGCUGGAGGUGGCGCUGGCCCAGUGCGGCCUGGGCGAGGAGGCGCAGGUGGCGGCUGUGCGGCAGCGCGUCAAGGCGGCGGCCGAGGCCGCGCUGGCCGCCGUGCUGGCUCUGGAGGCCGGCCUGAGUGCCGAGCAGCGCGGCGGGCGCCGGGCGCACACGGACUUCCUGGGCGUGGAUUUCGCGCUGACAGCGGCCGGCGGCGUGCUGACCCCAGUGGCCCUGGAGCUGAACGGCGGCCUGUGCCUGGAGGCGUGCGGCGCGCUGGAGGGGCUGUGGGCCGCGCCGCGGCUGGGGCCGGCGGCCGACGAGGCGGUGGCGGCGCCGCUGGUGGAGACCAUGCUUCGGCGGUCGGCGCGCUGCCUCAUGGAGGGAAAGCAGCUGCUGGUGGUCGGCGCUGGCGGCGUCAGCAAGAAGUUCGUGUGGGAGGCGGCGCGCGACUACGGGCUCCAGCUGCACCUCGUGGAGUCAGACCCCAACCACUUUGCAUCCCAGUUGGUACAGACCUUCAUCCACUUUGACAUGACAGAGCACCGGAGGGAUGAGGAGAACGCACGGCUGCUGGCAGAGUUGGUGCGGGCUCGCGGCCUCAAGCUAGAUGGCUGCUUCUCCUAUUGGGAUGACUGCCUGGUGCUCACAGCCCUGCUCUGCCAGGAGCUAGGUCUGCCCUGCAGCUCCCCAGCUGCCAUGCGCCUGGCUAAGCAGAAGAGCCUCACCCAGCUGCACCUGUUGCGCCACCAUGGCCCACCCUGGCCUGCGCCCUCCCUCCAUGCUGUGCCCUGCUGCCCACUGGAGAGCGAGGCUGAUGUGGAGAGGGCCGUGCACCAGGUACCCCUGCCAGGUGUCAUGAAGCUGGAGUUCGGGGCAGGUGCAGUGGGUGUGCGGCUGGUAGAGGAUGCGCCACAGUGCCAUGAGCACUUUUCCCGGAUUACCCGAGACUUGCAGGGCGAGGCCGACCACCCAGGCAUUGGGCUGGGCUGGGGCAAUGCCAUGCUGCUGAUGGAGUUUGUGGAGGGCACCGAGCACGACGUGGACCUGGUGUUGUUUGGUGGGCGGCUGCUGGCUGCAUUUGUCUCCGACAAUGGCCCUACGAGGCUGCCUGGCUUCACUGAGACAGCAGCCUGCAUGCCCACCGGGCUGGCACCAGAGCAGGAGGCACAGAUGGUUCAGGCAGCCUUCCGCUGUUGCCUGGGCUGCGGGUUGCUCGAUGGAGUCUUCAACGUGGAGCUCAAGCUGACCGGGGCUGGGCCUCGGCUUAUCGAGAUCAACCCCCGCAUGGGUGGCUUCUACCUGCGUGAUUGGAUCCUGGAGCUCUAUGGUGUGGACCUGCUGCUGGCUGCUGUUAUGGUGGCCUGUGGCUUGCGUCCUGCCCUGCCCACCCGCCCACGUGCUCGUGGCCAUCUGGUGGGCGUCAUGUGCCUUGUGUCCCAGCACCUGCAGGCCCUGAGUUCCACCGCCAGCCGUGAGACCCUGCAGGCCCUGCACGACCGUGGACUGCUACGCCUCAAUCUGCUGGAGGAGGCCCUGGUGCCUGGCGAGUACGAGGAGCCCUACUGCAGUGUGGCCUGUGCCGGACCCAGCCCCACCGAGGCCCGUCUCCGCCUGCUGGGCCUCUGCCAGGGCCUGGGCAUCGAUGGGCCCAGCUACCCUGUUGCCCACUUCCUGUCUCACUUCAAAUAGCACUGGGGUCAGGGGGCAGGGAAGCAGUGCUGGGAGGAGGCACUGUGGUGCCCUCUGCUCCCUGGAGCUCUUCCUGUUUCUCUCCCUAUCACCAUGCCCCAGCCCCAGCCUGGCCCGCUGCAAUGCCUAGGUCUGUUCCAGAGCAGCAGGGCAAUUUAGACACCAAGGCAUCCUGGACUCAAGGGCCUCUUGCCCUCCCGAAGGCCCCAGUCCAGCCUACAGCUUCCCCAGCAUUCUAGUCUUGGAGAAAUGACAAUGGCCACACACACACACACACACACACACACACACACACACACACACCCCUCUGACGCCAGCUCCCCAGGUGGGAGUGGGCCCAAACCCAGCCCCUCCUGUCCACCUCUCCAGGUCUCACUCUCUUCCUGCCAUCUACAAGAGGAGAGGACCUGGCUGGGCCCCAAGCCUUGGACAAAUCCUGGGAAAACCUGAGACUAGAACCCUUGUCUUCCUCUUACCCAAAUUCUAGGAUAGCUCUAGAGCCUGCUGGAAACUUGGUGGCAUCCAACCUGCCUCAUUUGGCCUGAGCGGUAGAGGCAGGUGGCCUGUGGACAGAAGUAAUCCUCUUUCUGCUCACCCCAGGCAGACACAACUGCCUAUGUUCCCCCGAUGAGAGGAAACAGGCUGAGAGAAGAAAAAUGACUGCUCCAGGAUUAUACCACAGUGGAGGGCGGGUCACAGGACAUGAUGCAGGGUCCAGGUUUCUGUUUUGAUCAAGUUUUACAUGCCCAUUCAGCUUCUAGGCCCCCCUCACCUCCCUGCCCUCAUUCACAAGUGGCCCUGAGACACGUGAACACCUCCCUCCUAUGCAUCACAAACCUUCUCCACCGAGCUUUGGUGCUUUGGCCUCUGGCACACCUAACUAGCAUUGGCAGAGGAGAGUCUACACUCUCUUCCUCAUUCAGGGAAGAUGCUUUAAGAAAUCCUGCCUCUGUGCAGCAGAGGAGCUGGAGGCAGCUCCCCAGGCAUCCCUCCCCAAAUAAAGGCUUAUGUACUGGUGAA
This is a messenger RNA of Pan troglodytes (chimpanzee), 4023 nucleotides long. RefSeq names its product carnosine synthase 1 (gene CARNS1). The coding region runs from base 103 to 3003 and encodes 966 amino acids. Gene Ontology annotation, biological process: carnosine biosynthetic process. Gene Ontology annotation, molecular function: carnosine synthase activity; ATP binding; ATP hydrolysis activity. The transcript is spliced from 8 exons. The record is from RefSeq and is a predicted model, not a curated record. NCBI's taxonomy places the organism in Eukaryota, Metazoa, Chordata, Mammalia, Primates, Hominidae.